This is a messenger RNA of Varanus komodoensis (Komodo dragon), 783 nucleotides long. It is a transcript of the gene KCTD21, whose product is annotated as potassium channel tetramerization domain containing 21. Lineage: Eukaryota; Metazoa; Chordata; Lepidosauria; Squamata; Varanidae. Gene Ontology annotation, molecular function: cullin family protein binding; histone deacetylase binding. The transcript has a single exon. Gene Ontology annotation, biological process: ubiquitin-dependent protein catabolic process; protein homooligomerization. The record is from RefSeq and is a predicted model, not a curated record. The coding region runs from base 1 to 783 and encodes 260 amino acids.
AUGUCGGAGCCUAUAACACUAAAUGUUGGUGGAAAAUUGUAUACAACUUCACUGUCCACCUUGACCAGUUUUCCUGAUUCCAUGCUGGGCGCCAUGUUCAGUGGGAAGAUGCCAACAAAAAGGGACAGCCAAGGCAAUUGUUUCAUUGAUAGGGAUGGGAAAGUCUUCCGCUAUAUCCUUAAUUUCCUGAGAACAUCUCAUCUGGACCUCCCUGAGGACUUCCAAGAAAUGGGCUUGCUUCGACGAGAAGCCGAUUUUUAUCAGAUCCAGCCACUGAUUGAGGCCCUACAGGAGAAGGAAGUGGAGCUCUCCAAAGCAGAGAAGAAUGCCAUGCUCAAUAUUACGUUGGAUCAGAGGACUCAGACUGUUCAUUUCACAGUCCGGGAAGCUCCUCAGAUCUACAGCUUGUCCUCUUCCAACAUGGAAGUCUUCACUGCCCACAUAUUUAGCACUUCCAGUUUAUUCCUGAAGCUCCUGGGCUCCAAACUCUACUUCUGUUUCAAUGGAAACUUGUCGUCAAUAUCCAGUUACUUGCAAGAUCCCUACCAUGUGACCUUGGACUGGGUUGCAAGUGUGGAAGGCCUGCCGGAAGAGGAGUACACAAGGCAGAACCUAAAGAGAUUGUGGGUGCUGCCAGCUAAAAAGCAAAUUAACAGUUUCCAAGUAUUUGUGGAAGAGGUACUGAAAAUCGCCAUGAGCGACGGCUUUUGUGUUGACUCCUCUCACCCACACUCUUCAGAUUUCAUGAACAAUAAGAUUAUCCGGCUAAUUCGGUACAAGUAG